Messenger RNA from Peromyscus maniculatus bairdii (prairie deer mouse), 670 nucleotides. The record is from RefSeq and is a predicted model, not a curated record. Lineage: Eukaryota; Metazoa; Chordata; Mammalia; Rodentia; Cricetidae.
AUGGCCACCGCGUCUCCAGAACUUCCUCCCGUUAGCUUAAGUCCUUCAGUGCUCUCCAAGUUCUUGGUUAUGGAGUAUUUGGCUCAUCCUGGUACACUCAGCUUGGCUGCUGGAGUUGCUUGUGGCAUGUGCCUGGACUGAGGCCUCUGGCGUCACCUUGGGAUGUUCCCCCAGAACUCAACAAGUGAGGCAAAUAGAGAUACAGAGACAGGAACCGAAGGAACAGGAGAGAGUGGGGAGUACAAAAUGAUUCUUGUGGUUCAAACUGACCUAAAGAUGGGAAAAGGGAAGGUCGCUGCCCAGUGUUCUCAUGCUGCUGUUUCUGCCUACAAGCAGACUCAAAGGAGAAACCCUCAAGUGCUCAAGGAGUGGGAAGACUGUGGCCAGCCCAAAGUGGUGCUCAAAGCCCCAGAUGAAGACAUCCUCAUUGGAUUACUGACCCAUGCAAAGAUGUUGGGACUGACUGUAAGUUUAAUCAAAGAUGCUGGACAUACUCAGAUUGAACCAGGCUCUCGAACUGUCCUGGGAAUUGGGCCAGGCCCAGUAGAACUAAUUGAUGAAAUUACUGGCCACCUAAAACUUUACUAGAUGAGCUUUUGUGCAAUAUGAUUCUGUCUGAAAACUGAAGCUUGUCAGUAACAAUAAAAGCUUAACUUUUGCCCCACUUUAA